AUGGUUGUUGUUGUCUUGAGCUGCAUUCCCAUAAUCUGCUUCCAUUCUCCACUUCUCGGAGCUCCUCACAUGGCUUCGGUUAUAGAGUUUCUGUUCUGGUUACCUGUGUUCAAAAGCUUGUCUUCUUUGUUAGAACUCUGCAAGGAGACGGAAGAUUUCAUCAGCCAGGGCAAAAGCACUUGGACAUAUUGUGCAAUCCUACUAGAGAACAAACCAUAUCCCGAUGUGGGAAGAUGUAAGAAACAGCCACCGGGCACGACAUGGGAAGAGGCAAAUUCUGGAACUCAGUUUAGUUAUCACUCUCUUCCUUCCAAGUCUUCUUCUAAGCCAAAUAUCGUCAGAGCUUCAAAGGGAUUCGAUGAUAAAACCCUUGAUCAUGGGGGUUUAGGGGAUUCCAAAGAGUAUGUUAAUGAAUUCGAUGCUUCGAAAUCCUUGUCCGAAACCAGGGGUAAAUCCAGAAACGUGGUUAUUCCCGCCAUUGAGAACGAAUGGAGGCCUUUGAUGAGAAUGAAGAAUCUCGAAUCUCCGCUUGGUCAAUCGGACGAGUCUGGUCUCAAGUUCGAGACCGCCUCUGGAUUAGAUGCGCCCGAUGAUUCCAAGAUGUCGUACGGUCUCAAUGUCAGGCAGUCCGUCGACGAUGUGAAGAGUGCCGAUGAGUCGAAAUCUGCGGAGGAGCCGCCGCGGCCUGCUCCUUUGGAGGUUAUUAUGUUGGAGAAAUUUAAAGCUGACCUGAAGAGGCUGCCUGAGGAUAGAGGCUUUGAGGAUUUUGAGGACGUUCCUGUGGAAAGUUUUGGUUCCGCUUUGAUGGAAAGCUAUGGCUGGCAGAAGGGUCGGGGAAUUGGGAGAAAUGCCCGGGAGGAUGUUAAAGUUAAGGAAUUUAAUCUAAGAACAGACAAGCAAGGGCUAGGAUUUGUUGGCGACAUGCCUGCUAGCCUUCCAAACAAGGAGGAAGAGAAAGAUAACGGGAGAGCGCGUGGGAGAAACAGAGAUGGAGCUAGAGUUAAGGAAAACAGAGAUCGAGAAAGCAAUGGAUUGGCUAUUGGGAAGCAUGUUAGGAUUGUUGGUGGAAGAGAUGCAGGUUCGAAAGGUAAAAUUGUAGAGAAAUUGGAUCUCAAAUGGCUUGUCCUUAAGCUUUCUAACAGAGACGAAGUUAAAGUACAUGCAACUGAUGUUGCUGAAUUGGGUUCCAAAGAAGAGGAAAGGUUCCUGAAGAAAUUGGAGGAAAUGAAAGUUCAGGACGAAAUCAAAGGCUAGAGACGGAGAGAAGUUGAACGAGUAGAGGAAAAGCGUGAAAAUGGUCAAAGGGAUGAAGAGAAGAGGACUAGAUUGUGUUGGCUUACCAGUCACAUUCGUGUAAGGAUCAUCAGCAAAGAUUUCAAGGGAGGAAAGUUUUAUCUCAAAAAAGGAGAGAUAGUUGACGUAGUUGGACCCACCAUUUGUGAUCUAUCCAUUGAUGAAAGUAGAGAGCUUGUUCAAGGGGUCUCUCAAGAGCUUCUUGAGACAGCACUUCCCAGACGUGGGGGACCCGUUCUUGUUCUGUAUGGUAAGCACAAGGGCGUUUAUGGGAGUUUAGUUGAGAGGGAUCUUGACAAAGAGACAGGGGUAGUGCGUGAUGCUGAUAGCCAUGAAUUAUGUAAUGUGCGUUUAGAACAGGUUGCUGAAUAUCUUGGUGACCCAACUUACUUGAGGUAUUGAUUCUUUGUAGCCAAGAUGACGCUGGACCUGUCUUAGUGCAUACUGUGUGUACACCAGAGUUUGGGAUAAAAACCAUGGUGACACGUAGCUGUGACGUUUUCUUAACAAGUCUCUUGCAUGAAUGAGGCGCCUAUGUGCUUAAGUGCGUGAUAAGUUGUCUUAGAGUGCUCAGUGCAUGGAGUGUACGCAGAAAACGCCUGCGUCUGUCAAAUGUAGUGGUGAUACUCAUUCUCUGUUACCCUCAGGAUGCUCCUGAAUACUGAACUUUGGUAAUUUUCAUUUUGUUGCUUUGCAAAUUAGCUUCUUUGCAGUACUACUACAUUCAUUUGAUGAAAGUGUCUGACAGUUUGCAUAUUGAGUAUUGAGUCGACGGAUAUAAUAGGUUCAGAAUUCUAGAUAAUUCUCUCUUUAUCAGUGGAUUGGUCGCCAUCUUCAUUUCUCGGUUUCGGUCGAUUUAAACAUCACAUUACCUUCAUUUCUCGGUCUCGGUCGAUUUAAACAUCUUUAUCAGUGGAUUGGUCGCCAUCUUCCUUUUGGGUAAUACUGCUAUUGCUUGGUGUAUGUAAGAAAAUAUGGCUAUCUCGGCUAGUGACUGGGUUCAUUGGCCACACCUUUCAUUUCAAAGCAUGAAGAACAGACUGUGAACUUGUGCCCUACCAAACAUGCAGGCGGUUGGGAGAUAUGCAUCUCUGAUUGAUAAGAAGAAAACCCUGAUUGAUUGUGAUAGCAUGAUCGUCAGAGACUGGAAAAUCCUGGAUAUGAAUAUGCUGAUUCAUGCAAUGAAUUGGGCUGUGAAGGGCUAUGGGAGAUAUCAGCCAUCUCGCCAGCCGGAGACACAGGGUCAAUGGAAAGAGUAACGAGCACAGAAGACUCGUCUCAAUUCCUCGAGUUUCUCCGGUGUCUGCGGUUUGGGUGUUCUGAUCAAUGGCGAAGUCCAAUAUGAGCUCUAUGAGCUCCAGCAAGGGUGACUACAAAAAAUUAUUUGAGAAUAGACUAGAGAUGUUCAUUUAACCCGUGUGAUGAGAGAUUAAAUGGAGAAGGAAGGAGUGAGUGAGGAGAGAUUAUUUUCUGUUAGCUAAAUGAAAUUAGAGUCGGAACUGGGGAUCUUGUGUUUCUCUAGGUUUCAAGAAUUUUAAGGAUCACACCUUUAACAACUCAAACCUACAGCUUGCAGAUAUUUUCUUCUUUGG
Messenger RNA from Cucurbita moschata (crookneck pumpkin), 2885 nucleotides. RefSeq names its product protein MOS2-like. The record is from RefSeq and is a predicted model, not a curated record. Gene Ontology annotation, cellular component: spliceosomal complex. Lineage: Eukaryota; Viridiplantae; Streptophyta; Magnoliopsida; Cucurbitales; Cucurbitaceae. Gene Ontology annotation, biological process: mRNA splicing, via spliceosome. Gene Ontology annotation, molecular function: nucleic acid binding.